Molecule: messenger RNA, 2140 nt
Organism: Jaminaea rosea
Lineage: Eukaryota; Fungi; Basidiomycota; Exobasidiomycetes; Microstromatales
Product: class II aaRS and biotin synthetase
Exons: 1
Coding region: 28-2034 (668 amino acids)
Biological process (GO): prolyl-tRNA aminoacylation
Cellular component (GO): cytoplasm; mitochondrion
Molecular function (GO): ATP binding; proline-tRNA ligase activity
Source: RefSeq, a predicted model, not a curated record
CUUCUUCUCGACUCGAGAUAUUCAACGAUGGCCGGUCCAUCCGCGGCUGGCGCAAUGGCUUUGAUGACUACGAUCAGACCAAGCAGUCUUGGUCGCCAGUCCCUGGCGCUCAUCGCAGCUCGUCGAUACAAUUCAAAUCGGACCGGCCGCCAAUCCAGCAUCACGUACGCCUCCCGUCUCUAUAUGCCGCAAGCGCCUGCCUCCGACCCAAAAGGCAAAGGCAAGGCUACCUCCCCCGACGUGUCCUCUUCAACACCCGCACACCCCGUCCCAGGCUCAGCGGAAGAGGCCCUCCAUCAGCUCACUCUGGGAGGGUACAUUCGCCAAUCCUCCUCCGGAGUGUACACCUUCCUCGGCCCAGGCCUCCACCUGCUGCGCUCCAUCUCGUCGAUCAUCGAUCAAGAGAUGCAAGGCAUCGGCGCUCAGCGCAUCGAUAUGCCUACCCUACUUCCUCAGGCGGGUUGGCGAAAGAGCGGAAGACUCGAGGCGAUGGGCAGUGAGCUGUAUAGAUUGAAGGAUAGGAGAGGAGGGGAGUGGUUGCUCGCCCCCACGCAUGAAGAAGAGGUCACACGCCUCAUAUCCAGCGACAUUCAAACCUACAAGCAUCUACCUGUCAAAGUCUAUCAGAUCACCCGCAAGCAUCGCGAUGAGCCUCGGCCUCGACUCGGUCUUUUGAGGACGCGAGAGUUUCUCAUGAAGGACCUCUACACAUUUGACGAGGACACACCUUCCGCUCUCGUAUCGUACGAGGCUGUCCAGACGGCAUACGGGAGGGUCAUGCAGCGCCUCUUUGGCUCGCAGGUGGAGGGUCGAUGGCGAGUGGCAGAGGCGGAUAGUGGAGCCAUGGGUGGUAGUAGGAGUCAUGAGUACCAUGUAGAGGAUGAGGCGGGGGAGGAUGUCAUCGUUGCAUGCAGCUCGUGCGGAUAUGCCGCAAAUGUUGAGGUGGCGGAAGCGGCGGCAGCCAAUGACGGUACAACAGGGGAACCCUCAUCAUCACGGCAGCCUCCCGCAGUCUGGCAAGAUCUGGACGUUCACCUCUACACGAAUGCAGAGCCCGGGCAUACUUUGGAGGAGGCAGCGCUUACUGCUGUAGUCAUGCCACGCGACUUCAAGGGGUUAGACUCGGCCAAGCUCGUCGCCGAUAUGAAGCGCGUCUACCCAUCGUCGUCAAGGUCGUCCGGCGCAUCUUGGCAACCGUGGGACUGGCGCGAACGGCCAGAGGGCCCUAUCCUCGGUCGCUUCCAACACCUCAACGUCAUUGCAGAGAGAAGCUGCGCCGGCGUAGAGGGAGAAGACGUAGAGGAGGCCAUUCGUCGAGCGCUGGUACUGGCCAGUGACCAGAGGACCGCUGCCGCUGAUACUACGAACGGCUUGGAAUUGUGCAACGUCGAGCCAAGCUCCCCCGAGUUGCGCGACUUCUUCCCCGCCGGCCCUCGUGGGUGGGAGUACAUCGAUCUUCCACAGGCAACGCAGACGGGCUCGGGUUCGACUUCCUGCCCCUCCUGCUCCGCAGGCACGCUCACGAAACGCAAAGCAAUCGAAGUGGGUCACACCUUCGUCCUCGGAGAUCGCUAUACCCGGGCGCUCGGCUAUCAAUUCGCUGCUCGUCCCUCUUCUUCUGGCAGACAGGAGCGUCAUUUCGCCCAGAUGGGAUGCUAUGGAUUGGGGGUGACUAGAUUGGUGGGCGUGCUUGCCAUACGGGCGAGGCAGGCGUGGUUGAAGGCUCAGCAAGGGGACGGAGAGAAGGGAAAGCCAGGUCUCCUUUGGCCCAAAUGGCUGGCUCCGUACACGCAUGCGAUUGUCCUCGCGGAGGAAGAUGCGCGAGCUUGCUCAGAAGUCGAGAAGCUGAUCGCCGAGCUUGACGGUCCGGACUCGCCGGACACUCGGCUGCUCGUGGACGAUCGCCACGCUGUAGGUGUGGGCGCCAGGUUGAAGGAGAUGGAUGCCCUGGGUGUGGGUAGCGUUUGGGUCGUGAGGCGGAACAAGAGGCCAAGGGAGGGAGAGGUAGAGUGGAGUGUUGCGAGGCAACGAUGAGGGUCUGGAACGAAUGCCAAAAUAAUGUCAUGGAUACAAAUACAGCAUGGAUCUUUAUCCCUUCCCACGAUCACCACACGUCCCUAGGCUCAGAAAUAUUGCUCAU